Molecule: messenger RNA, 1461 nt
Organism: Python bivittatus (Burmese python)
Lineage: Eukaryota; Metazoa; Chordata; Lepidosauria; Squamata; Pythonidae
Source: RefSeq, a predicted model, not a curated record
AUGGGUGCCUGCAUCCCCAAACACAUACCUCCAACACCACUGAGUACAGAAAGCUUACUGUCAGCACACAACAGUUUGGAGACUGGUAACCGGGAAUCUAACGAGAUGUUGAGGGCUUGCUUAAAUCAUGCUGUCCAAGAGUUCCAUCGUGAGCCACAAAGUCUACGAGACAAUGCCACCUUGACUAUUCAGGUGAGAGGAAGAAAGAGAAUGGAGUUUGUCUCUGGUGAAGGAGAAAACAAGAUAGUGGUUUCUUGGUUAAAGGGAAAAACACACUACCAUAUUGAGAUCUCUACCCUGGAAGUGUACCUGAAUCGACUGUCCUUUUCUCCAGCUCCACUAACCUCUGAGAAUUUGGAGAAGGUGAGGCAGGAGCUUGCUAGAUGGGACAACAUUACCAAGGAACUGCGGGCUUGCUUGGAUAUAGCUAUAAGAGAGAUUGAGAAGGAGCCUCCUUCUGUGAAGGGCAAUGCUGAACUGACUGUUGAGUGUGGUAUUUCCUGCUUGGAUUUCAUUUCUGGAAAGGGGAGGUCCCGUAUCCACAUCUUCUUUUCUGAUAAACAACCUCACUAUCAGGUUCGAGUUUCUUCUGUGGAUGUCUAUUUAGACAGGUUGAGCUGUCGCACAAUGUUGCUCACCACAGAGAACUUGAUGAAAGUAUGGAAGGAAACAGAAGGCCUUAAAGGAUGUACAGUAGACCUCCGAGCCUGCCUUAAGCGAGCUUUGCAGGAGUUUAAUACCUUGUCCCCACGACAUCGGGCUAAUGCCACUGUCUUCAUUGACUGUGAUGGAAAGAACUUUAAGAUGGUUUCUGGACAUGGAGAUAGCUGGAUCUCUAUCUUCAACGUUAUUGGAGAUCAACAUUGCCACAGAGAAGUCGUUCUAGCAUUGGGAGAGGUGGGGUCAUCAAGCAAAAUAACAGGGAAACAUGGGAAAGAAGGACCAUCAUUUCGGAUAAGAAAACCAGAAGCAAAGAGAAGUGCAGAGGAGGGGCCAUCUAAUCAGUCCUGGAGAACCUCUAACCAGCCCAAAGGGCUAUCCAUUAGGAAAAAAUCUAAAAAAGGGCCAUCCAAUAUGAUUGAGUUAGAAGAAUUUGCAUCAAAUGAUAGAAAAGUAGAGGAAGAAACAAUGCUAUUUCAGGGAAGGACACUUUCCGAUGGGAAAGAAACAGAUACUGGACUCUCCAAUAGUUCCGGGGCACUGGGAAAAGAACAUUCUCUUACACCAAAGGUAUUGUCAUCUAGUACCCCAAACCCCCAGCCUGAUGGAAAAGAAAUGGAUCUUGCUGGACCACUGAGUUUAUAUAGUGGGACAGCAACAGAAGCUGUACUGAUCCAUGGAAAGAAUGAGGAAGCAGACAGUGAAGUGGGGGCAUCUAAUGACUCCAGUGAAGAAGAAUCACCUAACGUUCUAGAGAAACCCUCAGAUAGCAGACAGGGAGAUGAUGGACCAGAAAGAUGA